Rhinopithecus roxellana (golden snub-nosed monkey) is the source of this 1378-nucleotide messenger RNA. It is a transcript of the gene RAMP3, whose product is annotated as receptor activity modifying protein 3. The transcript has 3 exons. Gene Ontology annotation, biological process: regulation of G protein-coupled receptor signaling pathway; protein localization to plasma membrane; G protein-coupled receptor signaling pathway. The record is from RefSeq and is a predicted model, not a curated record. Gene Ontology annotation, cellular component: cell surface; signaling receptor complex; membrane. Gene Ontology annotation, molecular function: coreceptor activity. Lineage: Eukaryota; Metazoa; Chordata; Mammalia; Primates; Cercopithecidae. Bases 77 to 523 code for a protein of 148 amino acids.
CCACCCCAACCCCAUCCGGGCGUCCCCGGUUGCACCCGAGCCGGACCAAGCGUGACCCAGCCGCGGCCGGCCAGCCAUGGAGACUGGAGCGCGGCGGCGCCCGCAACUUCUCCCGCUGCUGCUGCUGCUCUGCGGUGGGUGUCCCAGAGCGGGCGGCUGCAACGAGACAGGCCUGUUGGAGAGGCUGCCCCUGUGUGGGAAGGCUUUCGCAGACAUGAUGGGCAAGGUGGACGUCUGGAAGUGGUGCAACCUGUCCGAGUUCAUCGUGUACUAUGAGAGUUUCACCAACUGCACCGAGAUGGAGGCCAACGUCGUGGGCUGCUACUGGCCCAACCCCCUGGCCCAGGGCUUCAUCACCGGCAUCCACAGGCAGUUCUUCUCCAACUGCACCAUGGACAAGGUUCACUUGGAGGACCCCCCAGACGAGGUUCUUAUCCCGCUGAUCAUUAUACCCGUCGUUCUGACUGUCGCCAUGGCUGGCCUGGUGGUGUGGCGCAGCAAGCGCACCGACACGCUGCUGUGAGGGUCUGGGUGAGAUGGAGUGGGUCACACCUGGCAAGCUGGAAGAAAGUUCCCUGGAGAUGGGAGAACGGAUGGGUGCUGCCAAUCUCCAGCUACCGUGGCCACACCCCACCUGGUCAUGGGCAGACCCCUCACUUCCUGGGCUGACCUGCUCUCUCGAGGCCAUCCUGCUCCCUGGCUGAGGCUUAGGCUAUCCGCCCAAGCUCUUUGCUCAUUCUAGGGCCAGUGGAGGAAAAUGUGAUAAGGCCAGAGCUUGUGUGCUGGGCACAGAAAUCACCUGCUGCGUCCUGUGCUCUGCAGGCUGGGCCGGAGCCUCUGCCCGGAGGUUUCUUUGCCAUUUCUUAGCACAGAAUCCAGCCUAGUCUUAGCUGCAGUCUAGGUCCUGCUUAGACUAGAACUCCUGGCUUGACCCCCAUCUCUGGUUCCUGCCUUGGCUCCUGCCCCAGCCCUGGCCCCUGCCUACAUCCAGACAGAAAGACAGGCAGGGGCUCUUGGAAGACGUUCCAUGCUGUGGAAGACGUUCUGUGCUGUGAACUCCGAGCCCUCCUAGUGGGAAGACAGCUGGAAAGGCUGGGAGGAGAAGGGAGGGGCUGGGGGGUUCCCAGGAGCCACGCGUGGCCUGCAGAGUCCAUUCCAUCAUGAUGCUGUGCCCACUAUGGGCUGUGUCCGUGACCAGAGGCUGGAGUGGGGGUGUGUCAGAGCCCCUCACCAGGGCUUGCUGUGUGGAUGGGGCCUGGGCCUCCUUCCUACAGGGGCUCCUCUGUGGGUGAGGGGCCCUCUGGAAUGGCGUACCAUGAGCUUGUGGCCUCUAUCUGCUACCAUCUGCAUUUUAUCUGAGUAAAGUUACCUUCUGGAA